Messenger RNA from Cladocopium goreaui, 646 nucleotides. The record is from the annotation of a GenBank genome assembly. NCBI's taxonomy places the organism in Eukaryota, Dinophyceae, Suessiales, Symbiodiniaceae.
AUGAUGUGCUUUGAUCCAGCUUGUGGUGGUGUGCCACCAACGUUCUACGAAACGUAUGUGAGGCAGAUACAGGACACCAUUGUCGAAAAUGCUCGCAAUGAGUUCCGAGCAAUUUGGACUUGCAACCAGCGUGGCAUCUCAAAAGUGCAGGCAACGAAGCUGAUCUCCAGUAAGAUUAAUGGCUUGCAGGAUGCGAUCAUGGAGCAAUUCAUCAGCAUGUGCAGCUCAGAGCGGGAGAGGCUUGUCAGACAAGUACUUGAGCUUGCAGUUCCUCCUGUGAUGCUUCAGCAUCUCACUGUGGAGUGCAUUUUACAGCGCAUACCCAGCAAUUACAUGGCUGCUGUGGUAGGCGCAUGGGUGGCAUCUCGCUUUGUGUACAGUCAGGGAGUGGAUGCUGCCGAAGUCUCCUUUUUUUUCUUUUUGCGCAACUUGCUGAGCAAGGCGCCAGCGCAAAGUAUAGCAAAGUAGUAAGGGAAAGAUCCCGGUUCCAAUGUGGUUCGAGGGACCUUUUGGCAGAAGGGGCUGCUUUUGGUGUGGCAUGGAGCCUCACAAGUUUUGCCACGGGAUCAAAGAUGUGUUUUAAAACUCUUGGGCUGUCAGGGACUGGAGAAUUUCAGUAUACUUUUGCCAUCUUUUGCCUUUUGAU